CGUCGGGGGUUGCUGGGGCGGCCCAAGAUGGCGGCGCGCUGGAGCAGCGAGAAUGUGGUGGUGGAGUUCCGCGACGCCCAGGCAACUGCGAUGUCAGUGGAUUGCCUGGGACAGCGUGCAGUACUCUCAGGCCGCCGUUUCCUCUACAUAGUCAACCUGGAUGCACCAAAUGAGGGUCAUCGAAAGAUCUCCCGACAGAGCAAGUGGGACAUUGGGGCAGUGCAGUGGAACCCACAUGACAGCUAUGCCUACUACUUUGCAGCUUCGAGCAAUCAGCGAGUUGACCUGUAUAAGUGGAAGGAAGGUAAUGGUGAAGUUUGCACAUCUCUGCAAGGACACACACGUGUGAUCAGCGACUUGGACUGGGCGGUGUUUGAGCCAGACCUGCUGGUCACCAGUUCUGUUGACACAUACAUCUACAUCUGGGACAUCAAAGACACCAGGAAGCCUACAGUCUCACUCUCUGCGGUCGCUGGAGCUUCCCAGGUCAAAUGGAACAAGAAAAAUGCCAACUGUUUAGCAACAAGCCACGAUGGGGAUGUCCGAAUAUGGGACAAAAGGAAACCCAGCACUGCAGUAGAGUAUUUGGCAGCUCAUCUCUCUAAAAUCCACGGUCUGGAUUGGCAUCCUGACAAUGAGUAUACGCUGGCCACUUCCAGCCAGGACAACUCUGUCAGGUUCUGGGAUUACCGUCAGCCUCGGAAAUACCUUAAUAUCCUUCCCUGCCAGGUUCCCGUCUGGAAGGCAAGAUACACACCUUUCAGCAAUGGGCUGGUGACAGUGAUGGUCCCUCAGCUCCGUCGGGAGAACAGUCUCCUUCUCUGGAAUGUCUUUGACUUGAACACGCCUGUCCACACUUUUGUGGGACAUGAUGACGUGGUGCUGGAGUUUCAGUGGAGGAAGCAGAAAGAAGGUUCUAAAGACUACCAGCUGGUUACAUGGUCCCGUGAUCAGACUCUGCGGAUGUGGCGGAUUGACUCUCAGCUGCAGAGGCUGUGCGCUAACGAUAUCCUGGAUGGAGUUGAGGACCUCAUCGAUGGGAUUUCUCAUCUGCCAGAGCCAGACAAGACCCUUCACCCCCAGGACUCGGAGCCCCAGCAUAACUCUGGACAUGGGGAUGAGGAAGCCUUAAAAGAAGAUUUCCUGAAUGACCCCCUGGUGGGAGAGAAAACGGACCAACUGGGACUGCCUCAAACACUGCAGCAGGAGUUUUCACUGAUCAACGUGCAGAUCCGAAACGUCAAUGUGGAGAUGGAUGCGGUGAGUCGUAGCUGUACAGUGUCAGUGCACUGUGGCAACCACAGAGUCAGGAUGCUGGUGAUGUUCCCUGUCCAGUACCCCAAUAAUGCUGCACCAUCCUUCCAGUUCAUCAACCCAACCUCGAUCACUGCCUCCAUGAAAGCAAAGCUGCUGAAGAUAUUGAAAGACACUUCUCUGCAGAAAGUGAAGCGGAACCAGAGCUGCCUGGAGCCCUGCCUGCGUCAGCUGGUCUCCUGGCUGGAGUCUGUUGUGAACCAAGAGGACAGCACGUCCAGCAAUCCCUACGCUUUGUCAAACUCCGUAACACCCCCCUUGCCCACGUUCGCCCGGGUCUCCAAUGCCUAUGGCUCCUACCAGGACUCUAACAUCCCAUUUCCACGGACCUCUGGAGCCAGGUUCUGUGGUGCAGGGUACCUGGUGUAUUUCACGAGACCCAUGACCAUGCACCGUGCAGUGUCCCCAACGGAGCCCACACCUAGGUCCCUGUCAGCUUUAUCAGCAUACCAUAGUGGCCUCAUUACUCCAAUGAAGAUCCGCACAGAGACUCCAGGCAAUCUGCGUUUGUACAGUGGGAGUCCGACACGCAGCGAGAAAGAACAGGUCUCCAUUAGCUCCUUCUACUACAAAGAGAGGAUGUCUCCUCGCUCUGCCCGGCGACGUUGGUCCAUACAAGCAAUUAACGACUUCCCGAAAUCAAGGAGGUGGAAAAGCAAACGAGAAGGGGCAGAUGCCAACAACCGACCCAUCAAAGCCGCCGGGAAAGUUAUUAUCCAAGAUAUUUCCUGCUUGCUGCCUGUCCACAAGCUGCUGGGAGAGCUCUACAUACUGAAUGUGAAUAAUAUCCAGGAGACUUGCCAGAAGAAUGCUGCCUCAGCCUUGGCUGUGGGACGGAGGGAUCUCGUACAGGUUUGGUCACUGGCCAUGGUCGCCACUGAUCUCUGUCUUGGACCGAAGUCUGACCCAGAUUUGGAGAUACCUUGGGCACAACAUCCAUUUGGACGCCAAUUACUGGAGUCCUUGCUGGCUCACUACUCACAGCUCCACGAUGUGCAGACCCUGGCCAUGCUGUGCAGCGUGUUUGAAGCCCAAUCCAGGCUACAGGGCUGCCCAAACUCCUAUGGCCCCUUUCCUCAGCGUGCCUCCAACCUGGCCUCCCACAGCCGAUACCCCAGCUUUACUUCCUCUGGCUCCUGUUCCAGCAUGUCAGAUCCUGGACUUGGCACUGGAGGCUGGAGCAUAGCAAACAAAGACAUGGAGCAGGCCUCCACUCCCUGGUGCGAGUCUUCUCCAGAUGACUUCCGUUACGGAAACCUAAUGUAUCCCGAUCAUCGGGAGCGUGAGAAAGACCAGCAUGAGAAAAACAAAAGGCUCCUGGAUCCUGCCAACACUCAGCAAUUUGAUGACUUUAAGAAGUGCUAUGGAGAAAUCCUUUAUCGCUGGGGCCUGCGAGAGAAGCGGGCUGAGGUUCUGAAGUUUGUCUCUUGUCCUCCUGAUCCCCACAAAGGAAUUGAGUUCGGCGUGUACUGCAGCCACUGCCGCAGUGAGGUGCGCGGCACCCAGUGUGCCAUCUGCAAGGGCUUCACUUUCCAGUGCGCUAUCUGUCACGUGGCAGUGCGAGGCUCCUCUAACUUCUGCCUGACAUGCGGACACGGAGGCCACACCAGCCAUAUGAUGGAGUGGUUUCGCACCCAGGAGGUGUGCCCCACAGGCUGUGGAUGCCAUUGUCUGCUCGAGAGCACCUUCUGAGCCGUCCUGACAGCAGGGCGCCUGUGAACUGGAUUUAAUACUUAAUUCCCAAGCCAUGUUGAAUCAGCUCUGCUCCACAAUGUCUGGAGGAGAUGCCACAGGGAGCUGAAGCAGGAUGUGCUGGCGGUGCACUGCAGUGACGUUUACAAGUGCUUCCAGUAUUCCUACACUUCCCAGGUUGCUUUCAGACUGAUUUGACCAAACUCCCUGUGUCCAUUGCUGGCAAUGGAUGCCAGACCAGAAAAAUUGCUCUCUCCUGCAGAAGGGUGUGUGAAUAUUGGCUAGUCUCUGUUGGGAUGAGGAGGUGUUAAAAAGCUCCUAUGGAAACGGCUCGCCUGGCAGACCCAAACUCGUUCCAGCUACAUAGUGUCUUUCCAGGUGCCUCCUUACAGGGGCUCAAAGCGAGCAAAAUAGUCGUCUUUGCACAGUUAAGGCAGAAAUAAUUUGCAAGCAACGGUGAGCUCUAAAGGCGAACUGUAAACUGCGCUCAAAGAGCAAAUAGUCCAUGGGACUGUGCUCAGAGUUACUUUUGGAAGCAACAGGGUCCUUAUUUUGAAUGUCUUUUUUACAUCGUUUAGAUUGCCCCAUAAAGCAAAAGAAUGAAAGUACAUUUUUCAGGAUUACUUCCUAAAUAGCUUCCUAAUCAUUGGUCAGUGUCUGCGGCUGGUGUGAAAAGCCCAGCCAUGUGCCCGAGGUCACUAAGAUUAGUUGCUUUCUUCCAGCAGUUUUAGUACCAUUACUCUUAAGGGUCUCCAUCUCCUGCUCUGACCCGGUGAGACAAUGCACUUUAACUUGCCUGUCCCUGCCUUGUCAGUGACAUGUCCUGGUGACUGGGAAAGGCACCUGCCUUUUGAGUUUGGGAUCCACACAGUGUUUCCAUGGAUGGUGGCAUCUGAGGGCAUUUCGGAAAGCCUUUGCUUCCUUACUGAGAAAACACAAGGAGGACACUUGCUCCAUGCAACUCCUUUUGGCUGUUUUCUCCAGACUCUAUGGAGGGAAUCAAUGAAUAAUUUGAGAUUUGCUGCUGAUGUGCUUGAGUGGCGAGGCUCCUGAGCUGGGGAGGCAGCAAUUUCUAGGGGAAAAGGGGUUUUGGAAGGGUGGUGGGAUUCACGGAGGCAAAAGGUUUGUGCCUUUUCUCCCUCUGGAGCUUCAGCUGGAGAAUGUACCGGAUCAGUCUGUCUGGGGCUGUGCCUGCUGGGCGCUCCCAUCCUGGGCAUGCUGCUGUGUGGUUGCAUGCACACCCCAAGCACGCAGCUUGUGCCUCUCCUGAGCAGGCUUCCACCUGAGCUUUGGUUUUGGGCAAAUGUGUGGUCAGGGACGAGCCCCCUGGAGUAACCCGCCACCCUGUGCCAGCAAUGAUCCCUUCCUCCUGCGCUUGCCUGCUGAGCAGGGCCACAUGCUGUGCCUGCUCCCAACCUUUGUGCUAACUCAGGCUGGGGGAUCCUGCCGUGGAAUAAACAGAUGGUGUAUCUUAAACAUUAAAACAUUAAAAUUAUUUUUUUAA
Messenger RNA from Harpia harpyja (harpy eagle), 4510 nucleotides. RefSeq names its product WD repeat domain 59 (gene WDR59). The record is from RefSeq and is a predicted model, not a curated record. Lineage: Eukaryota; Metazoa; Chordata; Aves; Accipitriformes; Accipitridae. Gene Ontology annotation, molecular function: protein binding. Bases 28 to 3006 code for a protein of 992 amino acids. The transcript is spliced from 27 exons.